Messenger RNA from Acanthamoeba castellanii str. Neff, 693 nucleotides. RefSeq names its product acetyltransferase, GNAT superfamily protein. NCBI's taxonomy places the organism in Eukaryota, Discosea, Longamoebia, Acanthamoebidae. The transcript is spliced from 6 exons. The coding region runs from base 1 to 693 and encodes 230 amino acids. The record is from RefSeq and is a predicted model, not a curated record. Gene Ontology annotation, molecular function: acyltransferase activity, transferring groups other than amino-acyl groups.
AUGGCAGCCUCCACCAAGUUCACUGCGCGAGCGGCCACACGCGAAGACGGGCCUUUCUUGGCCUGGGUGCUGCUUCAGGCCGGCCGCUCGCAGCACCCGCGUGGCCUCUUCGAGCGCGUCCUCGGGUCCAAGUACACCGAAGAGCAACUGCUCACCAUCCUCACCGACUUCAUCCUAGACGAGUCGCCAGAGGGGACGGGGUCGUUCACCCACUGGGGCGGCUGGUUCGUGGCGCAGACUGAAGACGGAACGCGAGCUGGCGGUCUCACCGGCUAUGCGUACAAGGAGAAGCCCAUGACCAACUUCUCCGCCCUCCUCACCACCGUGUUGGCCACCAAGUACGGGUGGGUCGAAGAAGACUUUGCCGGUCUGACGGAAGGGAUGGCGACGAUGACCACUUGUAUGGUCACUUUGGCCCAAUCGGACGAGUUCUGGGUUGUGGAGUUUGUCGCCACCAAGCCCGAGUUCCGUAGGCAAGGCGUCAACAACCUCCUCAUGGAGGCCGCCCUUUCCAAAGGUUGCAGGCAGCUGGGCUACACGAAGGCACAGAUCUCUGUGUUCAGCGACAACAUAGCUGCGAUCAAGGCGUAUGAGAAGGUGGGGUUUGCCGAGUAUAACACCGUCACCUCCCCCGCCUUCCUGCAAGUUGUCAACUCUCCCGGCGUGAUGAACAUGCGCACCGCACUUGAAUAA